CAAAUACAAAGAGAGAAAGCAAAGCAAAAUGGCCGCACACACACACAAGCGUCUCAAGAGCACACACAUACAAUGCGAGAAUAGAAGUUGGCCUACAACUUUGUGGUGUCUAGUGCUGUUGCCACUGCUGCUGCUGCUGCUGCAGGCAGGCAGCAUAGACGCCUUUUGUCCUUCGAAGUGCCAAUGCCUGGGCGGCGAGGCAAACAGUCGGGCGCUGUGUGUGGACGCCGCGCUGGAGGAUGUGCCCAUACAGCUUAAUCCGGAGACAAAGUACAUAAAUCUGACACUUAAUCGCAUACGUAACUUGCAGUUCACGCUGCCCUUUUACAUGAAGCUCGAGGUGCUCGACUUAUCGCAGAACAUUAUCGAAACGCUGGGCUCGAAGAAUUUCGAGUAUCAAGCGGAGCUGCGCACUUUGAAUCUGAGCAGGAAUCUAGUUAGUGCUUUGCAUAAACACGCCUUCAAGGGCUUAACGAAUCUGCUGCUGUUGGACUUGAGCUACAAUCGCAUCGAGACGGUGCAUCAUACGGCGCUGGCGGACCUCGCGGCGCUCGUCGAGCUCGACCUGACCAACAACAAUAUUGUGAGCCUCGAGGCGAAUUGUUUCAAAGGGAUGCUGUCGUUGGAGGUGCUUGUGUUUCGCAACAAUCGCCUGCUGGAUGUGCCCGCCAACAAUUUGUGGCAUUUGCAUUCGCUCAAAAGCCUCGACAUGUCCGACAAUCUCGUCGAGUUUGUGCGCAACGACAGCUUCGAGGGAUUGAAGGAGCUGCUGGCGCUCAGUGUGCGCGGCAAUGUGAUGAGCGAGCUGGACGUGAAUGCCUUCGAAGGUCUCAUAUCGUUGAAGCACUUGGAUCUAUCGGAUAACAAUUUGACGAUGGUGCCCACACAGCAGCUCUCGAAACUUUCGAAUCUCACUUAUUUGAACUUGGGCGGCAAUCGUUUUGCCCACUUGCCCGCUGUGGCAUUUUUAAACUUGUUUCAUUUACGCGAAUUGCAUUUGAGCCGCUUGGACUACUUGCAGCGCAUCGAUUCGAGAGCCUUUGUGGACAACACGCACAUGCAGACGCUGCACUUGAACUUCAAUCCACAGCUGAGCGAUAUACCGAUGCGUCUGUUCCAGGGCAAUCCGAACAUACUCGAGGUUUAUAUGCAAAGCAACAGUUUGCAGACACUGUACUCGGCCCAGUUCCCGGUGGAUCAGCUGCAAAAACUUUAUUUGGGCGACAAUCCGCUGCAGUGCAACUGCUCGCUGCUCUGGCUCUGGCGUCUGGUCACGGGCAACUUUGAGGGCGUCGAGCCGCCGCUGGAGCACGCAUCAGGCGGCGCAGUGGCUGCUCUGGCGAAGGAAGCAGCUGCUGCUGCAGAUGAAGAUGAUACCACCAACAAGGCGGAGGACGGCGUCUCCGCACUGGCCGCCUACAUAGCCGAGCAGCAUAUUGCGAAUGCGCUGCAGACCACCGAGCCAAGUGCCUACGAGCAGCGUCUGGAGGCGGCAAGUGCCAGCAGCUCCGCCUUUCUGCGCAUGGACAAGCAGCAGAUUGGCUGCGACAUCUGGCGGGAUGGCGUGCGCCAGCGUCGCCAGCUGCAGACCAUGAGCGAGGGCGAGAUCACCUGUCCCGCUCACAUUGUGACCGUCGUCUGUGCCGUCAUCACUUGUCUGCUGGUGGUCAUGAUUGCCAUUAGCGUCGUCUACUAUCUGCGCUUUGUCAAGCGGCGACGCAAGCUGCUGCACGAGCGUGGACCUCUGCGCACCAGCAAGAGCAUCAUCAAUGUGCACGACAGGAUUAUGCAGGCGCAUCAUCAGCCGCUGGGAGCUGGCGCCGGCAUGAGCAUGACACUGGGCGCCAAUGGCGGACUGGGCAUGGCCUUGAACUAUCCGCAUCAUGCGCAGACGCUGCAGGCGCAUCAUCAUUACCAUCAGGCCAUGCCGCUGCAGACGCAUCAUAGUGGUGGACACGAGUAUCAGCAGACGACGCUGCCGCAGCUGGACAAGCUGGAGCUGGAGCGCUAUCUGGCGGCGCAGUCGAUUGCGAACGAGUACAGAGCAUUGAAGCCGUGGGAGCUGCCGGUGAAGGAGGCGGACGACGAGCCGGAGCAUCUGUACGAGCGCUUCGAUCACUACGAAUAUCCGGAUACGCAUACCAUGACCAAGCUGAAGCAGGCGGCGGCGUUGCAGGGCAGCGCAGUCAACGCCGCCGCUGCGGCAACAGCAACUGCCGGCAGCGGCGGUGGCAAGCCGCAUGUGGUUUACGUAUGACGCGGACGUGGGGAGCAGCAACGUGACGUGGGCAUUGAGCUGGUGGGAUUGGGAUUGGGUCUGACCAACAAUAACUAUCGCAGCUAUAGGCAGAGUCAGUUGAAAUCUAGUGGCCAGUUUUAAAAACAGGGAAGCUUGCAGCAGCUGCUUGCCACACACUCACACACACACAUAGUUGAGAUUGAGAUUGAGAUUAGGUUUAUGUAUUUUGUGUUUAGCUGUAGUUUAUGUUAGAUGUUUGAUUUGAUUUAUUACACUGAUGAAUUUUGAUAACUCGCAACAAAAAGUUUAACAAGCGUCAAAUGAAACAAGGGAUAUGUCUAUAUAUGUAUAGCAGCAUACUAUAAAACUAUAUACUAAGUAAUUAAAAUGGAAUAACUAAUAUUUAAUGCAUAUAUGUCAUAUUAGUGAGUAAGCUGAGCCACAUUUUCAAAGAAAUAUUAUAUAUAGCUAUAGUUAAAUUCUCAAUCACAUGCUAAAGUAGAACUAACUCUAGCUCUAGCUCUAGCUCUUUCUGUCUCUCUCACACACCCACACACACACACUUGCUAAGUAUGCAAGCCAAGCUAGUAAGCUCUUAAGAACUAAACCCACUCAUAGUUAAAGCAUUUAGCAGUCUAAUUAACGGCAUAGUUAGUAUUUAGUUGUUAGGCGCAUUUCAAAAUGAAUUUAAUAACAAAUAAAUUAAUGUAACAAAUGCAAAGUUUAGUAUUUAUUUUCAACCAUUUUUUUUUGUAACAUAGCUAAGCAUUAACUAGGGGACCAAACCAAACAGUCCAUUUUCAAAGUAUUCUGACUUGAAAUAUUAUUAAAAUAAUAUUCUUAAAAUUCAACAGUUAAUG
Drosophila busckii is the source of this 3099-nucleotide messenger RNA. Its product is annotated as leucine-rich repeat and immunoglobulin-like domain containing-NOGO receptor-interacting protein 4. Gene Ontology annotation, molecular function: protein binding. The coding region runs from base 29 to 2257 and encodes 742 amino acids. The record is from RefSeq and is a predicted model, not a curated record. The transcript is spliced from 3 exons. Lineage: Eukaryota; Metazoa; Arthropoda; Insecta; Diptera; Drosophilidae.